UUAAAUUAUUUGUAUGUGCAAAGGAAUGUACAAUUUAGCUGUAUGUUAAUUACAAUAAUCCAGCUACGUUAUGUGUAAUGUUGUUUUAUUAGUUGACAGAUUUGCUUUUGAAGGCAUAUCCAAGACUUGGAAGUAUCUGUGGUGGCUGGAUGCUGCAUAAGUCUACAGGUGUUUUGGGGCUUCAAAUGUUGUUUUUACCUACAGCAUUCUCCUAAACCUCCUUAUGGUUACUGUAGAUGUUUUUCCAUUUCCAGGCGGGGGUGGGCAGCGCAGAUUAGUUGCUAUUCCUCCUGAUUUAGAUGGAUACAAUGGUCAGCAGCUGAAAGGAGUUAGCGGAAAUGGAAAGUACACACUCUACAUAGCUCCUUUACAAGAAGAAAUUGACAAGACUCCAUUACCACCAGAAGCCAAAGAGUUUGAAAACAUGCCCAAGGCCCCAAGCAGCACCUGCAGAAAGAUGUUUCCACUUCAGAUUCUUCCUGUGCACAUCAAAAGCUGCAAGGAGAAUAUAGACCUGUGUACUUCAUCUGAGAAUGAAAACGACAUGUGGGAAUGUACGCUUCCAGUGUGCUCCGAAAAACAGGAAGAGACUGCCGAGUGUCCAGUGUGCAGAAAAACAUUCGACAUUGAUGUCAUUGAAAGUCACGCAUCAGACUGUGGAUUACGAAGUAUGUAUCCUGAGAACAACGUGCCAACUGAAGCAAUACAUUCCUUUCAAAGCUCAGUGGACGUUUUGAAUUGGAUCCAGUGUCAAGUGGAGGAGGGCAGCACGUUUUACCUGUGCGUGUCUAGAAGUGACAUCUUCAAAAGAGGAAUGCAACAGUGGCAACGGCAGAAAAAAUCCUCACCUAAAAGCCGAUUGAAGGUUUCAUUUAUUGGGGAAGUAGGCAUAGACUCUGGCGCUCUCAGUAAGGAAUUUCUAACAGGUCUGCAGGAGAAAUUAUAGCUGCUAGUCUGGCGCAGGGUGGACCUCUCCCCAACUUCUUACGCGAGUGGUGCUUCAGGUACUCUGAGAUUCAGAUGCCAUACAAGUGUCAAGCAGUGAUGUCACAGAUGCAGAGUUGUCACAGCUUAUCCUGAAGAUAAACACCGCCACUGAGGAAAAUAUCAACGACCUUAGCGAUGAUAUUGUAAGCUGUGGAUACACUGGAAAGGUGUCUGUAGAA
Nothobranchius furzeri (turquoise killifish) is the source of this 1166-nucleotide messenger RNA. Lineage: Eukaryota; Metazoa; Chordata; Actinopteri; Cyprinodontiformes; Nothobranchiidae. The record is from RefSeq and is a predicted model, not a curated record.